Molecule: messenger RNA, 1119 nt
Organism: Lichtheimia ornata
Lineage: Eukaryota; Fungi; Mucoromycota; Mucoromycetes; Mucorales; Lichtheimiaceae
Exons: 8
Coding region: 1-1119 (372 amino acids)
Biological process (GO): transmembrane transport
Molecular function (GO): transmembrane transporter activity
Source: RefSeq, a predicted model, not a curated record
AUGCAGGAUUAUUUUGAACGCAAUGUCUUUGAGGGUGUUCCAAAUGCCCAGCUUCAAUUAUCGUUUGCAGGAACAUUCAUGGAGAUGUUUGUGGACAUGAUGGGUCCUUUAGUACAGAUCCUGACAUCGAGAUUCGGCCUUAAAUUUGUCCUGGUUUUGGGAGGCCUAUUGAUGACCCUGGGUCUCCAAAUGGCUUCAUUAACAUCCGAGAUAUGGCAUCUCUACUUGUCGCAAGGAAUCUGCUUUGGCACCGGUGCAUCAUUCAUGUUUGUGAUUGCAAUGGGUAUCCUCCCACAAUGGUUUAAUAAGAAACGAGGACUUGCCACAGGCCUAGCAUCCAGCGGAUCAGGCAUUGGUGGUUUGGUGUUGCCUUUCAUUCUCACAGCAGUGAAUGAUUCACUUGGUAUUGGAUGGUCUUACCGUGUCCUUGGUUUCAUUAUCCUUGGCUGCAGCACCAUUGCUUGUCUUUGUCUUCGGGAGCGUGUUAGAACUGCUGACAAGACAACCAAAUUGAGCCAAAUCUUUAACUUUGAAGUGCUCAAGGAUCUCAACUUUGUUCUUUGGGUAUUAGGCUCAAUGAUUGGUCUCAUGGGUUUCUUUGUUCCUUAUUUCUUUUUGCCGUCCUAUAUCACAUACCUUGGUAUGUCCACUGGUGACAGUGCUACAAUCAUUGCCGUUCUCUCAGCAGCCAACUUUGUCGGUCGUAUCACGAUUGGAUACAUCUCUGAUCGCAUUGGUCGAUUGAACACUGAUAUCAUCUUCCUUAUCCUCGCUGGCUUGAGCUCGUUUUUGAUAUGGACAUUUGCAUAUGAUUACCAGACACUAAUGGGUUUUGCCGUCAUGUUUGGCUUUUGCAACGCAUCCUACUUUUCAUUGUUGUCUCCCAUCACUGCUACCAUCCUCGGCAUGAAACGAUACCCCACAGGUCUGUCGAUUCUUUUACUCAGCAAUGCCAUCUCUGUGUACGGUCCUAGUAUUGCCAGUGCUAUUCAAACCCGUGUAGAUACGGAGCCUUACUUGACAUACAAGAUAUUCACCGGGUUUGUGUACGUGCUUGGUGGUCUCAUUCUCAUUGUUCUCAAAAUUAGAAUGACGAAGUCUCUUCUUUCAGUCAUUUAA